This is a messenger RNA of Thermothelomyces thermophilus ATCC 42464, 1257 nucleotides long. RefSeq lists its product as uncharacterized. Gene Ontology annotation, cellular component: cytoplasm; mitochondrion. Bases 131 to 1018 code for a protein of 295 amino acids. NCBI's taxonomy places the organism in Eukaryota, Fungi, Ascomycota, Sordariomycetes, Sordariales, Chaetomiaceae. The transcript has 3 exons. The record is from RefSeq and is a predicted model, not a curated record.
CUCUAUUUAUAAAUAAAUAAAUAAAUAAAAAGGCUUUCAGAUGAGCCUUUACUCAAGGCUCUUGAGGUCAACAAGGCUUGCAUCCUCGAUUCUUGUUGCUCGACCGAUUGUCCACACGAGGCCGUGCAGCAUGGAACCCGCUCUGCAGAGCCCGCCCUUCACUCAGCUCGUCGUCAAGGCGAUGCGGUCGCUCUACCCCGAGGAGCUUGCCGACCGGGCGUGGGACAACGUUGGCCUGCUGCAGGAGAACAUCGCCCUGCCCUCCGGUGCUGUUCCUUCCCGGGUGCUCCUCACCAACGACCUGACCCUCCGCGUCGCCGAGGAGGCCAUCAAGAAGCAGGUCUCUGUUAUUGUGAGCUACCACCCCUUCAUAUUCCGUGGCUUGAAGUCUAUCACGCUCGGCGACCCCCACCAGCGCAUUGUUUUGCGCCUGGCCCAGCACAACAUUGCCGUCUACAGCCCGCACACGGCCGUCGAUGCCGUGCUGGGCGGCGUCAACGACUGGCUGGCCAGCAUCCUCGACAAGGUCCCCGGCGGCACCAGCGACGUGACUGUCGUCCAGCCCGCCCGGGGCGCGACCGCGCCCUCCAUCCCGCCGGGGUUCGACGGCGCCGGCUACGGGCGGCUGGUGCGGCUGCGCGAGCCGACGGACCUGGAGAGCAUCCUGCGGGCGUACGCCGUGGCCCUGCGCAUGCGGCAUGUCAUGGUGUCGCGGGUUGCUCCGGCGGCACCCAUCCGCUCCGUCGCCGUCUGUGCCGGCUCCGGGUUCGACGUGCUCAAGGACGCCGACGCCGACCUGAUCGUCACGGGCGAGAUGACGCACCACAACGCGCUGCGCCUCAAGAUGCUCGGCAAGUCCGUACUGACCGUCUUCCACAGCAACUCCGAGCGCGGCUUCGUCAGGGAGGUGCUGCAGCCCAAGCUGGAGAGGGCGCUGAGGGAGGAGGACGCGGUCGCCGAGGUGCUGGUGAGCGAGGAGGACGAGGAUCCCUUUGAGAUCUGGGAGGCCAAGGAGUAGGAAAAGAGCGAUCCCGUUGGGGCGGGGGGGGCGGGGGGAACUGGUUCGGAGCACACGAGAGCUCUGCUUUAAAUAACCAGGGAACUCGGAGAAGACCACUGCUUGACGGAGCGAAGAAAACAAAAGAAAGAAAGAAAGAAAGAAAAACCCUCGCGAGCCACCUCAUUCAUUGUAUUUCCUAGUUUCCGGACGAAGCAGUAGACGUGGCUCAAGGUUGGGCGGCUGCCCGGGCCUCCUUG